AUUUGUAAUCAUAAAUAAUAGCCUAUAUUUUAUGCUAAUCAAGGAGGGACAUCAAUUAUCGUCUUUGUAUUGCUGUAACUACCUCCCUUAUACAUCCCCCAGUUCCUGUGUGGGCGGGUGUGUGUCUCCUGUUGCACGCCAUGCACGCUGUAGUCUUUUUUUUUCUUCUUCUUUUUUUUCCUCCCAUCAUGUGUGAUGGAGGCUCUUGAUGGUGCUCCAGCGGGGAAGAGAAGUGUGCGUGAAGUGGCUCCUGGAGUUGACAACAGAUGAGACGCUGCAGGCAGGAGCAGCAGAAGCAAAGAGAGGGAGAGAGAGAGAGAUAUCAGUAUCUGACAAGACCUCAACACAGCGAGCAGGAUGAUCUCCUGUCACGAUUAUGGAUUUAAUUCGGUAUCAUAGUUUUGAAUUACUUGCCUGCACAAUUCUCAUCUCAUCACUGUUGGUGAUAGAUGGUGCAUCUCCUGACGGGCUGCCUCCAGAUGUGGACCAGUGCACACCAAACCCUUGCCAAAACCAGGCACUAUGUCGAAUGCGUGGGGAUGGCUACUCGUGCUUCUGCGUGCCGGGCUUCCAGGGUGCUCACUGUCAGAUUGAUGUGAAUGAAUGUGUUUCACAGCCCUGCAGGAACGGAGCCACCUGUAUGGAUAGAGUGGGCACGUAUUCCUGUCUGUGUCCUCCUGGAUUCACCGGGGCCACUUGCGAGAUCCAGAUUGAUGAGUGUCAAUCACAGCCGUGUCUCAAUGGCGGCAGUUGCCAUGACUAUGCUGGUGGCUUCAAUUGCACCUGCCUGCCCGGUUUCCAGGGACACCAGUGCAAAAUCAACAUUGACGAGUGCCAAGAGCAGCCAUGCCAAAAUGGGGCUCUGUGUAUAGAUGGAGUGAAUGAGUACAGCUGCGACUGCUCUCACACAGCCUUCACUGGCAGACACUGUGAGACACCGCAGCCGCCGUGCCACUCUGAACCCUGCUUCAACAACGCCAUCUGUAAGGACAAUCAGGGUAACUACAGCUGUGAAUGCUGGCCAGGGUUCGAGGGGCAUCAGUGUGAGAUAGACAUCAAUGAGUGUGCCAGCAGCCCCUGCAUGCAUGGAGGCCACUGCAUUGAGAGGUCAUGGCAGCACCUGUAUGGCAGCGAGCCUCUGCUGCCUGAACACUAUGACCAGCAGCGUGCAGCAGGUUACAUCUGCAGCUGUCCUUCGGGGACAACAGGUUCCCUCUGCCAGGAGGUGAUAAACCAGUGUGACCCAGGUCCCUGCCAUAAUGGGGGCAUGUGUGAGAGCCAUGUUGGGGGCUACACUUGCCACUGCCUCAAAGAGAGUGGCGAUGGUAUCGUCUAUGGAGGUAUAAACUGUGAUGUGAGGCUUGUGGGCUGUGAUGGCCACGAAUGCCAGAACCAAGGCUCCUGCUCUCCUUUCCUGUUGGAUGGGACUCACGGCUACACCUGUUCCUGCUCGCCUGGGUACACUGGCAACCUCUGCAAGACCCCCACCACAUUCUCCUUUGAACGCAGCGGCUACCUGCUGCUUCAGAAUCCGCUUGUGGAUGCCGAGGUCUCUUGCAACAUCACCCUGAGCUUCAAGACUGUUUUGCCCAGGGCGGUGUUGUUCCAGCGGAAAGGCAGGGGGCUGCUGCUGAGCCUGGAGCUGGAGGAAGGGCAGCUUCGCCUCACGCUGAGGAAGGAGGCUCCUACUGGGGCUGAACCAGAGAGCCCAACCCAGGUUCUGGAGCUUCCACACAAUGUCACGGAUGGAGAGUGGCAUUCUGUCGAGGCUGUGCUCGGACACUGGGUGCUCAGCCUGAAACUCUUGGAUGACGCUGAGAGCUGUGAGAGCCAGUCAUGUCACAAGGUUGCCCCAGUCCAAAGCAUCCUGACCGGGCUGGUGUCACCUCCUCAGAACACUUUUAUUGGAGGAGUGCUUAAGGACUCAAAUGGCCCCGGUGAGGACUCUCCACUUCCAGCAUUCAUUGGCUGCAUGCAGGAUGUGUUUGUGGACUGGCAACUCAUCGUCCCUCAGGAGUGGCUGAGCGACUCUGCUGUUAAUGUGUCCCCUGGCUGCAGCCACAGGGACCGCUGCCUGGACGUGCCUUGCCAAAACAGAGGACAGUGUGUCAACCUGUGGCAGAGCUACCAGUGCCGGUGUCCAAGGCCUUACGAGGGGCAGGACUGUGAAGAGGAACACGUAACUGCACGCUUUGGGAACGAGGACUCUCACAGCUAUGCUGCGUUCACUGUCACAGACGAUUUGGAUCAUGACCUCUCCAUCUCCCUCUUCCUGCGUACAAGGAGGCAAAAUGGACUCCUCCUGGCCUUCGCCAACAGCAGCAGCCAGUACCUGCAUAUGUGGCUGGAGGACGGCAAGGUCACAGUUCAGCUCAAUAACUUUGAGAGCCUGAAGUCGGAGAGUGUGAUUGAUGACGGCGAAGUCCACUUUGUGAGUGUAGAGGUGGUGGAGGAGCGCAUGGCGCUGUACGUGGCAGCUCAGAAACAGGGUGAUGUGGAGGUCAAGACAGUCAGUGUUCAAGCAGGAGAUACUGUCUAUGUUGGAGGUCUUUUGGAGAUGGGGGCAACAUCAGAGUUUGGUGGAUAUUUUAAAGGCUGUAUCCAGGACCUGAGGAUCAAUGACAGGAGGCUGCAGUUCUUCGGGUUGGACACCUCAGUGAGAUCUUGCCCUCUGAAGCUCAUGGAAAAUGUGACUGCUGGCUGCUCCGGUGACAACGCUUGCAGUAGGAACCCAUGUCUAAAUGGGGGAAUGUGUUACUCCAUGUGGGACGACUUCAUCUGCACCUGCCCGGCCAGCACAGCAGGGCGGCGCUGUGAAGAGGUCAGGUGGUGCGAGCUGUCACCGUGCCCCACAGAUGCAGAGUGCAGGAUAAUGAACCAGGGAUAUGAAUGUUACUCCAAUGCAACUUUCCUGAAUGACAGCACUGUGUUGUCCUACCGGGGAAACGGCAACAUAUUCCGCAAUCUAACUAACCUUUCCCUAAACCUGCGCACACGGAGGCGUAAUGCAGCCAUCCUACACGCAGAGAAGGACUCAGCCUUCGUCACACUCUCUAUCCAGGAUGGUUUUCUCUUCAUGGAGCUUCAGAGCACUCCUAGAGGUGAAGGAGAGGAGACGGAAGAAGAGCAGACAGUGUCUACAGUCAGCCUGAGCAGCAGGAGCAGUGUCAGUGAUGGUGAGUGGCACAGCGUCCAUCUGUUCAUGGCAGCACCCUGGGCGCCUACUUCUCGGUGGACUCUUGUGCUGGAUGAAGAAAUAGAUGAAGCCAGCACCUCCAGGCACCAGGGGGGCAACCUGGAUUUCCUCAAGCAAGGAGUGGACAUAUUCUUGGGGGGCCUGGCCCCAGACGCCGGGUGGUCCCUGACUGGGUGCCUGAGCACAGUAGAAGUGGGCAGCAUUGCCCUGCCUUACUUCAGCUCCUCUGACGUGAACCUCCCACGCCUGCAGGAGGAGCAGUUCAUUCAGACAUCAUGGCAUCCACCGCUCCUGGGCUGCAGCGGGGCCCCUGUGUGUCAGCCGAACCCCUGCCAGAAUGGAGGGGAGUGCCGGGACCUCUUCAACUCCUACAACUGCAGCUGUGCUGAGGGCUGGGCCGGGAGGCGCUGCAACUUCUUCACCGACACCUGCGCUUCUAAUCCCUGUGUCCACGGCAAUUGCAGCGUGAACGGUCUGACCUACGAGUGCACCUGUGAGUUCGGCUACGCAGGUGCGGACUGUGAGGAAGAGGUGGAUAUGUGCGAAAACCACCUGUGUGCCCAUGGAGGCACCUGUCUGCACGGGCCAGACAGGUACGCCUGCCUCUGCCCUGAGAACUACACUGGACCCCUUUGCAAUGAACGCGUUGAAGAAAUUCCAUGGUACAUUGUUGUCAGAAAUGUAAGGCCCAAGCUACCUGUUUCUGUGUGCGGCGAUGAUACCAGAAACUAUACCUGCUUCAAUGGAGGCAACUGCACUGACCGAGAGCUGUCCUGUGACUGUCCACCUGGCUUCAUUGGACACCGGUGUGAGCAGGAGGUGGAUGAGUGCAAGUCCAACCCGUGUCUGAAUGGAGGCUACUGCCGCAACCUCAUCAACAAGUUCAUCUGCGUGUGCGACAUGAGCUUCGCCGGAGACAUGUGCCAGACGGAUCUGACCUCAGAGGGUUUGACCUCUGACCUCUUACUGUCCAUCAGUCUGGUUUCCAUCGCCCUGUUGCUGGUUCUCAUCCUGACUUCUGUCGGCCUAGUGGUGGCGCUAAACCGCCGUGCCACCCACGGCACCUACAGUCCCAGUCGACAGGAGAAGGAGGGAUCUCGAGUGGAGAUGUGGAGCAUCACGCAGCCGCCACCUAUGGAGAGGCUCAUAUGACAGGGAGGUGGGAACUGUGUUUGCAUGCACUGACAUACAUCUGAUAACAGAGGACCAUGCUGGAUUAAAACAUCAUAAAAGAAGAGAUAUCCAUCUGAACUGUGCAGCAGAAUAUCUGCAGCCUGCUUAUAAACACGUUUGUCACCUCUCAGUUCCUCCAUCCUAUAAUUACAGCUGUCAUUCUUCAUUUGCAUAAACACAUGCUGGAAGACUGUAUGAGAUCUCACGACACCAUUUUUGUGUUUUUGCAUCCCAGUGCCUCAUCUAUCUUUCUACCCUGUGCUGCACCUUGCUUUAGCCUCCAGCAGUACAUCCAUCUAAACACAAAGAUUUGAGCUCAGAAUGUAUCGAGUUUAUCGCAUCUUUGUGCCUGAUCCAUAUUUGUAGAACUGAUGUACCAGCGAGCACCCCAAAAAAAUGUAACCAGACUUUGGGACAAACAAAUAGUCCUUUUAAUUUAAAUUCCUUAAGUUUCAUCCAUGUGUAUUUAUUAUAGGACAAUGCCUUUCUAAUUCUUUGUAUACUACAUGUCUAUAUGCUGAAUGUCGCUGUCAUCAUUGAUUCUUUUGAACGUUCUCACUUUCCGUAGCUCCUCACAAACAGAAUUAUGUCCUUCAAGAGUCCGAUUUAAGGAUUAGUUGCACUAGUCAAGAAUAGUUGCUUUGCUUCCUCUGGACCAACUUGAAUGUUGUUAAAAACUAGAAAUGUCUAGACGGCUGUGUCAUUUUAAGUGUAUGCACUGUAAUGAUUAUUUUGUAUAUUAAACUGUGAUUUUUAUUUCUACCUUCAAUUGUUGGCAACUGUACAUA
Messenger RNA from Thunnus maccoyii (southern bluefin tuna), 5157 nucleotides. It is a transcript of the gene crb1, whose product is annotated as crumbs cell polarity complex component 1. The record is from RefSeq and is a predicted model, not a curated record. Bases 377 to 4348 code for a protein of 1323 amino acids. The transcript is spliced from 13 exons. Gene Ontology annotation, biological process: establishment or maintenance of epithelial cell apical/basal polarity; heterophilic cell-cell adhesion. Gene Ontology annotation, molecular function: calcium ion binding. Gene Ontology annotation, cellular component: plasma membrane; protein-containing complex. Lineage: Eukaryota; Metazoa; Chordata; Actinopteri; Scombriformes; Scombridae.